Pipistrellus nathusii (Nathusius's pipistrelle) is the source of this 3564-nucleotide messenger RNA. Lineage: Eukaryota; Metazoa; Chordata; Mammalia; Chiroptera; Vespertilionidae. The record is from the annotation of a GenBank genome assembly.
AUGGAGCCCAACUCACUCCAGUGGGUCGGCUCACCGUGUGGCUUGCACGGACCUUACGUUUUCUACAAGGCUUUUCAGUUCCACCUUGAAGGCAAACCAAGAAUCCUGUCCCUUGGCGACUUUUUCUUUGUAAGAUGUACGCCAAAGGAUCCGAUUUGCAUAGCGGAGCUCCAGCUGUUGUGGGAAGAGAGGACCAGCCGGCAACUUUUAUCCAGCUCCAAACUUUAUUUCCUCCCAGAAGACACUCCCCAGGGCAGGAAUAGCGACCACGGCGAGGAUGAAGUCAUUGCUGUUUCUGAAAAAGUGAUUGUGAAGCUUGAAGACCUGGUCAAGUGGGUUCAUUCUGAUUCCUCCAAGUGGAGAUGUGGCCUCCACGCUGGGUCCCUGAAAGCAGAGGCCUUGGGAAGAAACGGACAGAAGGAAGCUCUGCUGAAGUACAGGCAGUCCACCCUCAACAGUGGACUCAACUUCAAAGAUGUUCUCAAGGAAAAGGCUGACCUUGGAGAGGACGAGGAAGAAACAAAUGUGAUCGUGCUCAGCUACCCCCAGUACUGCCGGUACCGCUCGAUGCUGAAGCGCAUCCAAGAUAAGCCGACUUCUAUCCUAACGGACCAGUUCGCGUUAGCCCUGGGAGGCAUCGCCGUGGUCAGCAAGAACCCCCAGAUCCUGUACUGUCGGGACACCUUUGACCACCCUACUCUAAUAGAAAAUGAGAGUAUAUGUGAUGAGUUUGCGCCGAAUCUUAAAGGCAGACCACGCAAAAAGAAAUCAUGCCCACAGAGAAGAGAUUCAUUCAGUGCUAUGAAAGAUGCCAACAACAAUUCGGAUGGCAAAGCCAUUGCCAAGGUGAAAUGUGAGGCCAGGUCUGCCUUGACCAAGCCGAAGAAUAACCAUAAUAACUGUAAAAAAGUCUCAAAUGAAGAAAAACCAAAGGUUGCCAUUGGCGAAGAGUGCAGGGCAGAUGAGCAGGCCUUCCUGGUGGCACUUUACAAAUACAUGAAAGAAAGGAAGACGCCAAUAGAACGAAUACCCUAUUUAGGUUUCAAACAGAUUAACCUUUGGACUAUGUUUCAAGCUGCUCAAAAACUGGGAGGAUAUGAAACAAUAACAGCCCGCCGCCAAUGGAAACACAUUUACGAUGAAUUAGGUGGUAAUCCUGGGAGCACCAGCGCCGCCACGUGCACCCGCAGACAUUAUGAAAGAUUAAUCCUGCCAUAUGAAAGGUUUAUUAAAGGAGAGGAAGACAAGCCCCUGCCUCCAAUCAAACCUCGGAAACAGGAGAACAGUUCACAAGAAAAUGAGAAUAAAACAAAAGUAUCGGGAACCAAACGCAUCAAACAUGAAAUCCCCAAGAGCAAGAAAGAAAAAGAGAAUGCCCCGAAGCUCCAGGAUGCCUCAGAGGUCUCUUCAGAGCAAGAGAAGGAGCAAGAACCUUUAAACCAGAAGAGCAUCCCCGAGCCUCUCCCCGCAGCAGACGUGAAGAAGAAAAUGGAAGGGUACCAGGAUUUUGCAGCCAGGCCCCUGGCAUCUACAGCAGACCCAGAAAAGGAGAACAAAGCAGACCAAGGUGGUGCCAACAGUGAGAAGAUGGCAGAGGAGGCUGGAGACAAGGGCCCCUCUCCUCCACUCCCGAGUGCCUCUUCGGCCGCCGACAGGGACCCGGGGGCUGGCAAGCAGCCUCUCACCUCUCCCAGGGCUCUGGCCGACUCAAAACCAGAACCCAAGCCCUGCCGUUUCACAGAGAGCCCCGAAAACGAACCCCAAGACGCCACCUUCCCUGGCUUCCCCGCCACGCAGCCACCGCUGGCAAACCAGAGCGAGAUGGACGAUGACAGGGCGCCCCCGAUGGCAGACUACAUUGCCAACUGCACCGUGAAGGUGGACCAGCUGGGCAGCGACGACAUCCACACUGCGCUGAAGCAGACCCCGAAGGUCCUGGUGGUCCAGUCCUUCGACAUGUUCAAGGACAAAGACCUGACGGGGCCCAUGAAUGAGAACCACGGACUCAACUACACCCCGCUGCUCUACUCCAGGGGCAACCCGGGCAUCAUGUCCCCGCUGGCCAAGAAAAAGCUUCUGUCCCAGGUGAGCGGGGCCAGCCUCUCCAGCAGCUACCCCUACGGCUCGCCGCCCCCUUUGAUCAGCAAGAAGAAGCUGAUCGCCAGGGACGAGCUGUGCUCGGGCCUGGCCCAGGCCCACCACGGCCAGAGCACGGACCACGCGGCGGUCAGCCGGCCCUCGGUGAUCCAGCAUGUGCAGAGCUUCCGCAGCAAGCCCUCCGAGGACAGGAAGAGCAUUGGCGACAUCUUCAAGCACGACAAGCUGAGCCGAUCGGACCCCCACCGCUGCAGCUUCUCCAAGCACCACCUCGGCCCCCUCGCCGACUCCUACGUCCUGAAACAGGAGCUCCAGGAGGGCAAGGAGAAGCUGCUGGAGAAGAGGGCACUCCCCCACGCCCAUAUGCCCAGCUUCCUGGCCGACUUCUACUCCUCCCCGCACCUCCACAGCCUCUACCGACACACGGAGCAUCACCUUCACAACGAGCAGUCCUCCAAGUACGCGUGCAGGGACCACCUGUACAGGGAGUCGGAGAACAGUUCUUUCUCUUCCCACAAACACCAAGACAAGCUCCACGGGAGCUAUCUCUCGUCCCUGCACCUGCAGGACAAGAAGUCGGCCACCGCCGAGGCCACCACGGACGAUCAGCCCACGGACCUGAGCCUCCCCAAGAACCCGCACAAACCCACCGGCAAGGUCCUGGGCCUGGCCCACGCGGCCCCGGGGCCCCAGGAGAGCAAAGGCGCCUCCCAGUUCCAGGUCCUCAACAGCCACAGCCGAGACUGUCACCCCAAGGCCUGCCGGGUGUCCCCGAUGACCAUGUCGGCGGCUCCUAAGAAAUACCAGGAGACGCUUUCGAGAUCCGCAAAGCCCCACCACGUGAGGCUGGAGAACUUCAGGAAGAUGGAAGGCAUGGUGCACCCCAUCCUGCACCGCAAAAUGAGCCCGCAGAACAUCGGAGCGGCGCGCCCCAUAAAGCGCAGCCUGGAGGACCUGGACCUGGUGAUCGCCGGGAAGAAGGCCCGGGCCGUGUCCCCCCUGGACCCCUCCAAGGAGGUGUCUGCGAAGGAGAAGGCCUGCGAGCAGGAGAGCGAAGGCGGCAAGGCGGCCCACGGGGGGCGUUCGGGGGGCGCCUCGGAAGGCCACAAGCUGCCCCUCUCGUCCCCUAUCUUCCCAGGUUUGUAUUCCGGGAGCCUGUGUAACUCGGGCCUCAGCUCCCGGCUCCCGGCAGGGUAUUCUCACUCUCUGCAGUACUUGAAAAACCAGACUGUGCUUUCCCCGCUCAUGCAGCCCCUGGCUUUCCACUCGCUCGUGAUGCAAAGAGGCAUCUUCACGUCGCCCACCAACUCCCAGCAGCUGUACAGACACCUGGCCGCGGCCACGCCAGUCGGAAACUCGUACGGGGACCUCUUGCACAACAGCAUUUACCCUUUAGCUGCUAUAAACCCUCAAGCCGCCUUCCCGUCUUCUCAGCUGUCAUCCGUACACCCCAGUACGAAACUGUAA